Molecule: messenger RNA, 2001 nt
Organism: Syngnathoides biaculeatus (alligator pipefish)
Lineage: Eukaryota; Metazoa; Chordata; Actinopteri; Syngnathiformes; Syngnathidae
Exons: 3
Coding region: 854-1840 (328 amino acids)
Biological process (GO): G protein-coupled receptor signaling pathway
Cellular component (GO): membrane
Molecular function (GO): oxysterol binding; G protein-coupled receptor activity
Source: RefSeq, a predicted model, not a curated record
GAGUUGAAGGCAGAAGAACAUUUGUAUGAAUGUGCACAAGUCUUGGGCAAGCAAAUCCUUCUUUGAGGGGAUAAAGCGAGCAAGUGGAAGGUGUUCAGCUCCUUGCUCACGGGCACCGUGGCAGUAUUCAGGCGUCGAGCCGGCUUCUCUCCAGGCACGCCGGUUAAUCGGAAGUGAGCAGAGCUGCGGCCCGCUUUCCCGCAGCAGACGAGCGCGCCGCAGAGUCGUCACCGCGCACGUUUGCGGCGUCGGGAACUUUCCCCGAAAUCUCGGGUUGACUUCGACGUGCUGGCGUCGCUUCGCCGGUCAAUUAUGGCACGCCGCGGGGCGCCGGCGUGACAGAAGUUCUUCAAAAACAAACAAACGAAAAAAAAAGAUGUUCCAUCCACAUCCUGUGAGUGUAAAGGUGGCAACGCUCAAGUGAAGCGUUCACAAGGAAGCAAGCGGGUGGCAUGAAUGCCAACCUGUGGGCACGCGCUGGCACAGCGCCAGCCAUUGCAACUACUUGCCUUACCUUCAUUCGGCAAGCAAGCAAAAGAACUCCGAACCACGAAUACGCUUCGCAAACUAAAAUUCGAGACAAAAUAAAGUUGUAGAUGAUUAUCUAAGGCUUGCACGCAUCCUGCGAGGCGAAGCAGGCAAGGACCUUUUUGCAGUGCAACGGCGGAUCAAAAACGCUUCGCUGGUUCUGCGCGGUAUGAAAAAGCAGAGGUGGAACUGAGAGGCCCGCAGACGUAUUUCCAAGUAUUGACACUCUACUGUGUUGCCAAAAGUGGAAGCGCACACAGCAGAACAAUCAGUCGUUAAGCGUUGCGCUUCCUGCGUCGUUUUGGUCCGCUCGCUGUGAUUCUCGAUGGCCGCCGGCAACAACAGCAGCUGCGACGUGUUCGCCGGCCAGCGAGCCGCCGUCGCCGUCUUCCCCGCCUUCUACUCGCUGGUCUUCCUGGUCAGCGCGUGCAGCAACGCUGUGGUGCUGGCGGUGAUCUGCCGACGGCAGGGCAAGUUCAACUCCACCGCCGCGUACCUGCUCAACUUGGCCCUGUCGGACGGCCUGUUCGCGCUGACGCUGCCGGGCAGGGUCGUUUACUACGUGCUGCGCUUCGAUUGGCCCUUCGGUGACCUCCUGUGCAGGACGAGCACGCUCCUCUUCUUUGCCAACACGUACGCAGGCAUCGGCUUCAUGACCUGCAUCAGUCUGGAUCGCUACCUGGCGGUGGUGCACCCUCAUCGGCUGCGCUGCAUGCGGCGGGCGAAGGCGGUCCGCCGGGUCUGCGGCGCGGUUUGGCUUCUGGUGUCCGCUCAGGUGGCUCCGGUGCUGUCGCGCGCCUCGCUGCGGCACCACGAAGGCAGACGGACCUGCAUGGAGUACUUGGAUCUGGGCGUCUCCCGCUGGACUUCGGGCUUCCUGCUGCUGGCCUGCGUGCUCUCCUUCUUCUGCCCGCUGGCCGCCAUCCUGGGAUCCUACGCCAGGAUCCGCUCCAAGCUGCUGGCGGCUGGUGGCGAGUGCAAGUCCGCGUCGAGGAGGAACCGACGAGCCAACGGCAUCAUCCUCCUCAUCCUCCUCACGUUCACGGUGUGCUUCGGGCCGUACCACCUCAACGUGAUGCAGUUCAUGUGGCGAACGACGCAGCGGGAGCCGUCCUGCGAGGAUCUGGUGGGCUUCAAGGUGUCGUCCCAGAUUACCGUCUCGCUGAUGAAUUUCAACUGCUGCUUGGACCCGAUCAUCUACUUCUUCGCCAUCAAGACGUACAAGAAGCAAAUGUUGAGCCUGCUUCCGGACCGCCUGUGCGCUUCCUCCAGCGCGCCCGAGACCACCGAGAACAGCAGCACCAACAGCUGAGAAAAGAAUUCACGCGUCGUCAUCCUUCACUCCGCAAAAAGGCUUUUAAUUUCACUUUUUGGUCUACUUCCUGCUUCCCAAUGCAGCGCAGAAGGACUGUCAACGGCAAAGAUCUGCGAGUAAUUGACGGACAUAAGAAAUACGCUUGAACUAUUUUUACG